This is a messenger RNA of Cooperia oncophora, 339 nucleotides long. NCBI's taxonomy places the organism in Eukaryota, Metazoa, Nematoda, Chromadorea, Rhabditida, Trichostrongylidae. The record is from the annotation of a GenBank genome assembly.
CUGAUUUUUGAAGACGUGUCCGAAACGCCUGCGCAGUGUGCAGUUAUUUAUCCCUCUUCAAGCCAACCCAGUGAAAAAGACGAAUCGCUCCAGACUGAGGAAUCCCCGCAAAGCUUAGAAGAUCCGACUAUGGUGUAUACGCUGGGUCAACGGUUUCGCAGUAUGCCAUUCUUCAAAUAUCGUACGAUGCUGCUUGGCAUGCUGCUGUCCAUCACGUUUGUUUUUCCUGGUUUCUUUACUGGUCUCCUUUGGGGACUGUACUUGUCGUUCAUCGGGUUUCUGUACCUAUUCGUUUCUGAACCACAUGCAAAGGUGAGUUCCCUGCAUUUUGCUGGUUAA